Molecule: messenger RNA, 2628 nt
Organism: Nicotiana attenuata
Lineage: Eukaryota; Viridiplantae; Streptophyta; Magnoliopsida; Solanales; Solanaceae
Product: CO(2)-response secreted protease-like
Exons: 10
Coding region: 9-2435 (808 amino acids)
Biological process (GO): proteolysis
Molecular function (GO): serine-type endopeptidase activity
Source: RefSeq, a predicted model, not a curated record
UAUAGAACAUGACUGUCGGGAUUAAUUAUAAGCUUUUUUCUAUACCUUUAAACGGAAAAUUUAUCAGCAUUAAAAUGAAAGGAAUUUCUUUGUUUUUCUGUUUUUCUCUUUUCUUGAUUGUCUCUUGUAUAAGAGAAGCCGAGUCAGCUUCUCAAGCAAAAAACGAUGACAUUUAUAUCGUUUAUAUGGGUGCUGAUGCUUCAUCUAACGGUGGUACCAGACAUGAUCAAGCGCAGCUUAUCAGCUCAUUGAUUAAAAGAAACAAGAAUACAGUGGUACACAGCUACGAGAAUGGUUUCUCAGGAUUUGCGGCACGUUUAUCAGAAGCUGAAGCCCAAUCUAUUGCUCAAAGACCUGGAGUUGUCUCUGUUUUCCCUGAUCCAGUGCUGCAACUCCACACUACACGUUCAUGGGAUUUCUUGAAGUAUCAAACAGUUGACGAAAUCAAUUCAAGUCCAAGCUCUGGUUCUGAUUCAUCACCAAAUGGAGCUGACACCAUAAUUGGAAUCUUGGAUACGGGAAUAUGGCCAGAAUCAGAGAGUUUCAAUGACAAGGGUAUGAGUCCAAUUCCAACCCGGUGGAAAGGAACUUGCAUGGAUGGUCAUGAUUUUGGCGCUUCCAAAUGCAACAAGAAGAUAGUUGGUGCAAGAUUUUACGAGGAGUUUGAUGGCAGAGGAACGAAAAUGGCUGGAUCAGCCAGGGACGAGAAUGGACAUGGUACUCACGUUGCAUCCACAGCAGCUGGGAGCGCUGUUGCAGGUGCAUCCUACUAUGGUCUAGCUGCAGGAACUGCUAAGGGUGGAUCUCCAGGUUCAAGAAUCGCUGUGUAUCGUGUCUGCACGUCUAAUGGAUGCCGUGGAUCAGCUAUCAUGAAAGCAUUUGAUGAUGCAAUUGCAGAUGGGGUUGAUGUUUUAUCUCUAUCACUUGGUUCAUCACCUGGACUUGAAGAGUUAUCAAAAAAUCCUAUUGCCAUAGGAGCAUUUCAUGCCGUGGAAAAGGGAAUUGUUGUUGUCUGUUCUGCUGGAAAUAGUGGCCCUGAUCCCAAAACUGUUGUCAAUACAGCUCCUUGGAUUCUUACAGUUGCAGCCACCACCAUUGACCGUGACUUCGAGACAGAUAUUAUCUUAGGUGGAAACAAGCUGAUUAAGGGUGGAGGUAUAAACUUUGGUAAUAUGACAAAAUCUCCCGUCUACCCAUUGAUUAAAGGCAAUUCAGCUAAACUAAACAAGCGCAUUACUGAGGAAGAGGCAAGGGGUUGCGUUCCUGAUUCAUUAGACAAAAACAAGGUCAAGGGCAAAAUUGUUGUAUGUGAAAACCUUCAGAAUGAUGGAUUUUCACCCAGUGACAGGCUACUCGAAGUGAAAAGCCGAGGUGGAGUUGGAUUUAUACUAAUAGAUGAUGAUCUAAGAACAGUGGCACCCAAAUUCGAAUCGUUCCCAGCAGCUGUAAUCUCUAGAAAAGAUGGUACUGAAAUCCUCUCCUACAUCAAAUCCACAAGAAAAUCAAAAUCCCUGAAAAACCCAACACUUGACAAUGGAAAACCAAAUAGGCAUGCAAAUCCAACAAAGAAGCCAAGGAAUCCAGUUGCAUCAAUUCUACCAACUGUUUCCACAACUAAGUAUAAACCAGCUCCUGUUGUGCCUUACUUCUCAUCAAGGGGCCCUGCAGCAAACACCCCUAACCUCCUCAAACCAGAUAUUACAGCACCAGGGGUAACAAUUCUUGCUGCUUGGCCUGGAAAUAAACAACCAAUGUUCAACAUACUCUCAGGUACUUCCAUGUCCUGCCCUCACGUUUCCGGCAUUGCUGCAACUGUCAAGGCGCAAAAUCCCACCUGGGGUCCUUCCGCUAUCAAAUCAGCUAUUAUGACCACUGCUAUUCAGACAAACAAUUUGAAGGCUCCAAUCACUACAAACUUUGGAUCCAAGGCAACACCAUAUGACAUAGGUUCUGGAGAAGCAAGCACUUCACGUCCAUUAAAACCAGGUCUAGUCUACGCGACAGAUGUCGCCGACUACGUGCAUUUCCUCUGUUCUGUUGGCUAUGACAUAUCAAAGAUAAAGCUGAUCUCAAGUACAGUUCCUAAUGACUUUUCAUGCCCAAAAAACUCAAGCUCUGAAUUGGUUUCUAAUAUGAAUUACCCAUCAAUUGCUAUUUCUGGUCUCAAAAAGUAUAAAACCAAGAAAGUUACUAGAACUGUUACUAAUGUUGGAGAAGAAGCAUCGGUAUAUACUGCGAUUGUUGAGGCACCAACUGGAUUGCGAGUCCAAGUGAUUCCAAGUAAACUGGAAUUUACAAAUAAUAGUAAGAAAUUAAGCUAUGAAGUGUCUUUUAGAGCUUCAUCUACUACAAAGGAAGACAUGUUUGGCUCAAUUACUUGGACAAAUGGUAAUUACAAAGUCCGAAGCCCAUUUGUUGUAAGUAACAGUGACUAACAUAAGUCCAUUGCUAACAUUUUCAGACCUGUAGACUAUUAAAUGGUCAAGAAAGUUUGUAUGCAAUGUCAUACAUGCAUAAAGGCAAUUGUGUUAGUAACACAUCAAUGUAACUUUAUUAGUAAUCUUGGAGUAUUUAUUUGAGAACUGUAGGCUACUAAUUAGUAAUCUAGAAAGUUUGUAUGUUAUAGUA